UUUGCGUCUGUUCGGUUAAGCCGGCAACAAGCAUAGAGACCGGUUCGACGUCCGCUCGGUUUACUACAACCUUUUACCCGCCGCAGAAGCUAAAACCUCGCCCCUCCGCCUCCAAGAGACCAUCAGCGGCUCCGGCACGUUUUCUCCGUCUGUCGAGCGAAGCGAACAUCUGCUGGAGGUUGGCAAGCACUAGUGCUUAUAUUCGUGAAGCGAGCAUCUGCUCGUUUUCGCGCUUAUAGUCGACUUCCAUUCGAGAUUUAUCAUCUGCUCUCGAAGGACUUUUAGUUCACCAAAGAGGUGACGUAAUAGGAAAUUUCAUUUGGUUUCUGACUGCCGAGUCAUUUUGCUUGCUUUCUGGUUGAAUACAUUCCAAUCUCUGCUCCGUCUUUAAGCAUUUCGCACAUCUCCUGCUGUCAAGUUACUGUGAAAGCAUUCGAGAGAUGAUAUCGGCGAUAUCCUGGGUCCCUAGAGGUGCUUCGAAGGCGGCCCCUGAGAUGGCCGAACCACCUUCCAAGGAGGAAAUUGAAGAGAUUUUGAAGAGUGGAGUUCUGGAAAGAAGUGGAGAUAGUGAUGGCGAGGAGGAUGAUGAAAACAUGGAUGCGGUUGCUUCAGAAAAGGCUGAUGAAGUUUCCACUGCAUUACUUGCCGCUGAUGCACUAGGGAGAAGUUCCAAGGUGACAAAAGUUGGAUCUGGUUUUGAGGAUAUAACUGAUGGUUUGAGGGAGCUUGAUAUGGAUAAUUAUGAUGAAGAAGAUGAAGAUGUAGAGCUCUUUAGCAAUGGACUUGGUGACUUGUACUACCCGAGUAAUGACAUGGAUCCCUACCUCAAGGAUAAGGAUGAUGAUGAUGAUUCUGAAGAGCUUGAGGACCUGUCUAUUAAACCAAUGGACUCUCUCAUUGUUUGUGCUCGUACAGAUGACGAAGUCAAUCUUCUUGAGGUCUAUUUAUUGGAGCCAUCAGCUAACGAUGAAUCAAAUAUGUAUGUUCACCAUGAAGUAGUUAUUUCAGAAUUUCCCCUCUGCACAGCGUGGCUUGACUGUCCGCUUAAAGGUGGCGACAAAGGAAAUUUUAUUGCUGUUGGCUCAAUGGAGCCUGCCAUUGAGAUUUGGGAUCUUGAUAUUAUUGAUGCUGUAGAACCAUGUCUUGUAUUAGGCGGUCAAGAAGAGUUGAAGAAGAAAAAGAAGAAAGUAAAGAAGGCAUCGAUUAAGUACAAGGAGGGUAGUCACACGGAUUCAGUGCUUGGCCUUGCUUGGAACAAGGAGUUCAGGAAUAUACUUGCCAGUGCAAGUGCUGAUAGGCAAGUCAAAAUUUGGGAUGUUGCGGCUGGAAAAUGCAAUAUUACCAUGGAACACCAUACUGACAAGGUUCAAACAGUUGCGUGGAAUCAUCAUGCUCCACAAGUACUUCUUAGUGGAUCUUUUGAUCAUUCAGUAGUUAUGAAGGAUGGAAGAAUACCUUCACAUUCUGGAUAUAGAUGGUCUGUAACGGCAGAUGUCGAAAGUUUGGCGUGGGAUCCACAUUCUGAACACUGCUUUGUGGUAUCCCUUGAAGAUGGCACCAUUAGAGGAUUCGAUAUACGAGCUGCUACAUCUAAUUCUGCCUCUGAGUCACGGCCAAGUUUUACUCUUCAUGCACAUGAUAAAGCUGUCAGCACAAUUUCAUACAAUCCUUUGGCACCCAAUCUUCUCGCGACAGGGUCAACAGAUAAGAUGGUAAAACUCUGGGAUCUGUCCAAUAACCAGCCUUCAUGUAUUGCUUCGAGAAAUCCAAAAGCUGGUGCUGUAUUUUCUGUUUCCUUCUCGGAGGAUAGUCCCUUUUUACUUGCUAUUGGAGGUUCAAAGGGAAGACUUGAAGUGUGGGAUACAUUAUCUGAUGCAGCUGUAUCCCGAAGAUUUGGAAACCAUGGCAAGCCAAAAGCAGCAAAACCUGGUUCUUGAUUCUUCCAAAUGAGAACAUAGUAAAAAUGUCUUGGAUCUUCUCAACGUCGGCAUUGCUCAGUUCUUAGAGCUCAUUGAAAUGCCUGAAGCCAGGGGUGACUCUGCAGGUCGAGUCAUGUUCUUGUGGCAGCAUGUUAUUUAGCAUUUUUAAGUGACUUCGUCUUAUUUUUGGGUGUUGAGAAGG
Messenger RNA from Rhodamnia argentea, 2121 nucleotides. RefSeq lists its product as uncharacterized. Gene Ontology annotation, biological process: rRNA processing. The record is from RefSeq and is a predicted model, not a curated record. Lineage: Eukaryota; Viridiplantae; Streptophyta; Magnoliopsida; Myrtales; Myrtaceae. Gene Ontology annotation, cellular component: nucleus. Gene Ontology annotation, molecular function: protein binding. The coding region runs from base 441 to 1937 and encodes 498 amino acids. The transcript is spliced from 19 exons.